AUGAAACAUCAUGCUAAAUUAUUAAUCCUAUGUCCAUUUGAAUUUAUUGGAUUUUAGGAUUUAGAUCAUAAAAUAGAGGAGUACCUUAAAACUAAUUAAGAAGAAAUAGUUCUUUAUUUAGUAGGAUCACCAAUCACAUAUCUAAAAGUUUAUGAAAAAAUUUUAUUCCAUCUAUAUGAUAAAGCAUAACAUUAUCCUACUAGAUUCAGUGUUAUUUUUGAUACAUUUAAUAAGUAAUUCACUAAGAAUUACAAAUUUGAUUUGAUCAUUAAUUUAGGUACUUAAUUAUAAGGUGAUUUCAAUAUUCAACUUAAAGUAAAUCAUUAAAAUUAACAGAUCUAAUUUUCUUAAGAAUCAUAUAAAGUAAAUUAAUUUCAAAGAGGCGCAAAUGGAGGUACUUUUGAUCAUUUACAUAUUGGACAUAAAAUUCUUCUAAGUUUAAGUUUGCUAGCAAUUAGUUAACAUUUGACUAUAGGGAUAACUGGAGAUAUAUUAUUAUAAAAGAAGAAAUUAAAGAGUUUCUUAUAAUCUUAUGAAACUCGUUGUCGAUGUGUAAAAGAAUUUUGUAUAAUGUUUCGACCUGAUAUUGAAUUAUAUUUUUCUGAAUUGGUUGAACCUGCAGGACCAACCAAAAAUGGAUAAUAUGAAGUAUUAAUUGCUACAUAAGAAACUUAACAAUCAUUAUAGUAUAUCAAUAAUCUUAGGAAGGAAUAGAAUUUGAAUUAAUUAGAGGGAUAUAUUGUUGGAAUGAUAGAAAAUUAGACUCAUUAAGUAGAUGCAAAAAUAUCAUCAACUUAAUUUAGAGAAUAUAUCUAAACUAAAAAUAGAUUAACCGAAUAUGAAUAUCUGGAACUCAAAAGUUAAUGGUUAUCUGUAUGUGAUAAUCUUUAUUGGUUUGAAUCCAUUUUGGUUGAUUAUUAUUCUUAACCUUAAAGGCAUUACCAUACACUAAGACAUAUCUAUGAUAUGUUAAAAUAGUUAAAAGGAGCAAAAAAUAUUUAGAACGUUAAAUUGGCAACCUUUUUUCAUGAUGUUAUUUAUUAUCCUAAAAUUCAUGAUAAUGAAGAAAAAAGUUGCUUUUUAUUUUAAUAAUUUGCAUAAGAAUGUAAAUUAGACUCAGAAGUUAUUUCUAUUUUUAUUUUAUAAACAAAAAGUCAUUAAACUGAUGUUCCAUUCUUACCAGAAAAUGAUUUAUCAGAUUUAAUGAUAUUUUUGGAUGCUGAUAUGUCUAUUUUAGAGUCUGAUGCAUAUCCUAUAUAUGCUUAAGAUAUAAGAAUGGAAUAUUCACAUUUCCCUGAUAAAGAAUAUAAAAUAGGUAGAAUUGCUGUUUUAUAAAAAUUUUUAUAAUCUAAAAUAUUUAAUUUGAGAAGUGAAGAAAAAGCUCGAAAAAAUAUUUAAGAGGAGAUCGAAAUAUUAUAAUAGUGGGUAGUAUGA
This is a messenger RNA of Paramecium sonneborni, 1434 nucleotides long. Lineage: Eukaryota; Ciliophora; Oligohymenophorea; Peniculida; Parameciidae. The record is from the annotation of a GenBank genome assembly.